AUGGACGAAGCGUAUCAGCAACAUUCGCACCACGCGCGCCGCAAGAACCGCUCCUCCACGAACCUCAACCACCUCACACUCGCCCCUCUGACCACGAAACUGCCUCUUGACGACGAUGCCUACGCCGAGUACCCGCCUCCCCCCCACACGACCUCCUACCUUCAGGGCAAGUCGGCACCCACGACGCCGGGCCUCCUGACCCGCUCGCCCGACGCGCCCACCUCCCGAAGAGCAAGUCUGCUUCCCACCUUGCGUUCCCUCUCGACGAGGACGCGCUGCGCCGGAGCAAAAGGAGCGCCCGCGAGACGCGUCUGGCACGGCGUCGCCCGGUGCACACCCGCCGUCGUCAGAAGAACGACCACCCCGCCUCAGGAUGACAGCGGCGACUGGCUCCUGCGCGCUGGCGUGGCGCUGAGCAGCGAGGCCAGGGAGUAUAAGGGCCAGACGUGGCUCACGUCGCGCGCCAGCUCGACGAGCCUCGCCGGCGGGCGCGACGCCGAAGAAGAGGCCUUUGAGAGGGAGUUUGCGCGCGAGCGUGAGCUCGCUAUCCGACAGGGCAGCCGGAGGGGCAGCGUGGCCGACCUCGAGCCGUACCGCUCCGCCCGUGGCAGUCGCCAGGGCAGUCGCUCGGGCAGCAGGGUCGGACGCCGGAGCCAGCUCAUGACGCCGCUGGAUGGUCGGCAUUCGGACGAAGGCUACUUCGACAGAGUGGCCGCGGGUGACGAAUAUCUCCAGGGUCCUGACUUUGUAAACCUGGACGAGAAGCUCGAGGCCGUCGACCAGGACACGACGCAGGACGAUGAGGCUGCGGUGCGGCAGUUGGUCAAGGGUGAGAACGCCGGGCGUGGCUCCUGGUUCGGCUGGGCCCUCUUUUCGGUGGAGGAAAACGCCGAGGACUCCGAUCUCGGCGAUGACGAUAUCGUCGACCCGGUUGAUUCGGAGGCCACACCGACACGGAGGGAUCCAUCAGUUCGUUACUUCGAGAUAGCGAACAGCACGCCAGGCGAGCGUGUCCAGCCUCCGAACCCUGACGAGGGUGGUUGGCGUGAUGCCGCCUGGUUGCUGAGUGUGGCAUCCAAAGUCAUACUGUGA
Verticillium alfalfae VaMs.102 is the source of this 1092-nucleotide messenger RNA. RefSeq lists its product as hypothetical. The coding region runs from base 1 to 1092 and encodes 363 amino acids. The transcript has 2 exons. NCBI's taxonomy places the organism in Eukaryota, Fungi, Ascomycota, Sordariomycetes, Glomerellales, Plectosphaerellaceae. The record is from RefSeq and is a predicted model, not a curated record.